CCAAAACUGAAUCAAACAUCAUCUUGACCUGUCUGGCCACCGGCUUCUACCCUAAAGACAUCAUUAUGAAUAUCAGAAGAAAUGGGCGUGUCCUGACCGAGGCUGACGGGCUGCAGACAUCCGGGGUUCUUCCAAACGAUGACGACACCUUUCAGCAAAAACUCCAUGUAGAGAUUCUGAAGUCUGAUGUUUCCACCUACACCUGUGAGGUCAACCAUCGUGGCUCUGACUUGCAUGUUGAAGACAAAUGGGUUCCUGAUCAAAGCGGCGAUCCAACCAUCAUUGGCGUCGUGGUUGCAUUGGUUGUCUUGGGCGGGGUCAUUUGUGCUGUUCUGUUUCUGUGUAGAGACAAGCUCUUCGGUACCAGUAAGUACAUUGCUGUGAUGGAGUAAAUACAUUUUUGCAUAUUGUUUUUCUUUUUUCAAAACAGAAAAUAAAAACUUGGAGAAGGCAGAGGGUUUCUUUCCCAGGACAAAGAUACCUUAGUUACCAGGAAUUGUCAUGCUUUCAUUAAGGAUGUGCAUCUUAUUUUGGCUCUUAACUUAAUCAUGUGACUCAUUCUUAAGACUUCUAUUAUAUUAUUUAAGCAAUAAUGGAUAGUAUAACUUAGAAAG
Cyprinodon variegatus (sheepshead minnow) is the source of this 614-nucleotide messenger RNA. Its product is annotated as hereditary hemochromatosis protein homolog. Bases 66 to 392 code for a protein of 108 amino acids. The transcript has 2 exons. NCBI's taxonomy places the organism in Eukaryota, Metazoa, Chordata, Actinopteri, Cyprinodontiformes, Cyprinodontidae. The record is from RefSeq and is a predicted model, not a curated record.